Messenger RNA from Eruca vesicaria subsp. sativa (arugula), 648 nucleotides. Lineage: Eukaryota; Viridiplantae; Streptophyta; Magnoliopsida; Brassicales; Brassicaceae. The record is from the annotation of a GenBank genome assembly.
AUGGGCAACCUCAAGUUUCUCGCUCUCUUGGCUUUGCUCCUUUCCCUCUCUCUCGCUGUUUUUGCCGACACAUCCAACGAUGCCGCUACACAUGAUAAAGAAGAAGUGAAGCCAAGUGAAGCAACGGAUGUCAUAGAGCCACAACAACGUGGUUGUAGAUACGGAUGUUGCGGAGCCUAUGCUUAUGGACAGUGUGCCGCUUGCUGCAGCCGACCCCAGGCCGAGGAAGCCAAAACCGAGGCCAAUGAAGUUGUGGUAGAGCCUCAGCAGCGGGGCCGUGGUGGUUGUAGGUACGGAUGUUGCGGAGCCUACGCUUAUGGACGAUGCAGCGCUUGCUGCAGCAAAGCCCAGGCGGUGGAGGCCGUGGAAACCGAGGCUGUUGAGGAAAACUCUGUUGAGCCUCAGCAGCGAGGAGGGCCAGGAGGCCGUGGUGGUUGUAGAUACGGAUGUUGUGGAGCAUGGCGUUAUGGACGGUGCAGCUACUGUUGCCGAAGUCCUCAAACCGAGUCUGAAGUUGUUGAGCCCCAGCAAGUCCGUAGAUGUAGGUACGGUUGCUGCGGAAGGUACCCUUAUGCGCGGUGCAGUGUUUGUUGUACCAAAAAGAUGGCUACUGAGGAAGAGAAGAAAACGGAAGAGGCUAAGCCAUGA